Messenger RNA from Oikopleura dioica, 420 nucleotides. Lineage: Eukaryota; Metazoa; Chordata; Appendicularia; Copelata; Oikopleuridae. The record is from the annotation of a GenBank genome assembly.
AUGCUAGAGCAGCGAGCGCCUGGUACAAUUAUCCACUAUGCAGAUGUGUUCAACGGCGCGUCUUCUUUCCAAAAUCUGCCCAAACAACAUCUUGCUUAUACAAAGGAGUUCUUAAAGCUUUCCGAACAGUAUCCGGAUGGAAUCAACGUCGUCGCUUUUAGCCAAGGCGGACUGAUAGCUCGCUGCGUGCUCCAGUCAAAUCAACACAAUGUGCACACCCCCCUGAACGGUCAAUUCGGCGAAACCGACUAUCUCCGCAAAAAGUACAUAAAAGUCAACAAAUUCAAUUUGUAUAAAUAUUUGUACCGAAAACGUGGACAAUCACUUUCCAUCGCGAAUUACUGGCGCGACCCCUAUCACCUGGAUGAAUACGCGGCUGCUUCUGAAUACUUGGCUGUGUACAACGGCGAAACUCAGUGA